UGAAGGGCAGUUCCCCUAAUGUAAGGAGCUUGUACUUUCCCCUUCCUCUCCAUUUAUUCUUGGCCAUUUCAUUUCAUUCCGAUUGAACUGAUUGAAGAGAUAAAAAGGGAGAUCGAGAAGAAGAAAUCAGAGGCUGAGAAAUCGAAGAAGAAGAAGAAGAUCGGGGAAUCGGAGAUUUUGAACAAGAAAUGAUGAAGUGCGAGCUGUGUGGGCAGCUAGCGAGGACUUUCUGUGAGUCCGAUCGGGCGAACCUAUGUUGGGACUGCGAUGAGAAGGUUCACUGUGCUAAUUUUCUCGUUGCUAAGCAUUCUAGGAGUCUUCUAUGUCGUGCGUGUCAGUCGCCGACUCCAUGGACGGCAUCUGGUCGGAAGCUUACGCCUACGGUUUCUGUGUGUGAGGGAUGUGUUGAAGUCCAUGGUGGUAAAUGCGAGCAAGGUGGAUAUCAAGAGCGCCGUAGAGAUAACGAGGAGGAAGUUAAUGAUGGGGAUGAUUUUGACGAUGGUGAAGGUUUCGGGAGUUAUGAGGGAGGUGAUAGUGAGGAUGAUGAUGAGGAUGACGAUGAGGAGGAGGCGGUGGAGGAAGAAGAAGAGGAUGAAGACGGAGAAAACCAGGUGGUUCCGUGGUCUUGUGCGUCUUCUUCGACGCCACCACCACCACCGACAGUGACUUCUAGCAGCGAGGGCGAGAUGUCAGCUUGCGCUGGUGGCGUAUCGAAGCGGAGGAAAGAGUACGACGUCGAUCUCGAUUCCGAGGACGAAUUCGAGUGUUCUUCUGCUCAACAAGGAACCAGGCCUUCUUACAAUGACGAAGCGACUUCCUCUACUUCCCACAGGCCACUGAAGCAAGCAAGAGUUACAGGACCGACCCAAUCAGCCAGCAUCAUCCCCGAUGAUGAAGCUCGUAAAGCAGAUUUAAAAUCCACGGCUGUCAUUAGAUCGAUCCAGAGUCUCCAGAAUCGUCUGCCCACCGGUAUCAACGAUGCUUCCAAACUGAUUUUUGGGAUAUGCAAAAUGAGCAGAGAUCAGAAUCGUUGAUCCUUCACUAACAACAUAACGGAGGUAGCUAGGUUUUUGAAAUCCUUUUGGGUUUCAUCUUUUUUCAUUUUUCUUUUUCUCACUAAUGGUCUGUCCUGAUCGAUUAAUUCUAGGAUUAUAUUUGUGUACUCAACUGUGUACAACCUGGAAUAUCCUUCUAUUUUCCAUUAGAUCUGUUAUCAUUUGUGAAGCCUUGUCAUGUUUAGCCAGAUAUUAAUUCACUGAACCACAUUCUAUUAACAGAUUUCUCUACA
Messenger RNA from Cucurbita maxima (winter squash), 1288 nucleotides. Its product is annotated as histone H3.v1-like. The transcript is spliced from 2 exons. The record is from RefSeq and is a predicted model, not a curated record. Gene Ontology annotation, molecular function: zinc ion binding. Bases 189 to 1034 code for a protein of 281 amino acids. Lineage: Eukaryota; Viridiplantae; Streptophyta; Magnoliopsida; Cucurbitales; Cucurbitaceae.